AUGAACAUCAUUGAAUCUGAUGUAAUACAGCAAACGUCGUGCGAUGGUUUUAACCAAUUGGGAAUGCAUUCCACCGCCACCGUCAUCAUCGUGACACAUGGGAGAGACCGAGAAUUAGCUCAAAUCAAUGCGAAUAAAUGUGAUGAUGUUAGGACGAAGACCAAUAAGAAAAAGUUAAGGAAUAACCAGAUGACAGAAGAUGGACAUGAAAUAACUGUGAGAACCUGUGAACAUGAAUAUAAACAUGAAAUGAACGUGUGGUAA
Molecule: messenger RNA, 264 nt
Organism: Necator americanus (New World hookworm)
Lineage: Eukaryota; Metazoa; Nematoda; Chromadorea; Rhabditida; Ancylostomatidae
Exons: 2
Coding region: 1-264 (87 amino acids)
Source: RefSeq, a predicted model, not a curated record